Fusarium musae is the source of this 549-nucleotide messenger RNA. RefSeq lists its product as uncharacterized. The coding region runs from base 1 to 549 and encodes 182 amino acids. The transcript has 2 exons. The record is from RefSeq and is a predicted model, not a curated record. NCBI's taxonomy places the organism in Eukaryota, Fungi, Ascomycota, Sordariomycetes, Hypocreales, Nectriaceae.
AUGCCACAAGCACCAAGAAUUCCUCCCGCUUUGUGGGAAGCCGAAAGACCUCGCAUAACUGAGCUGUACGUCAAUCAAGACAAGACUCUCGACGACGUUAUCCAGAUCAUGACUGAAUCUGGCUUCCAUGCUACGAGAGCCCAAUACAUUCGCAAAGUGAAUGUCAACUGGAAACUGCAAAAGAAUUACACCAAAGAAAAAUGGCAGCAUGCGAGCGCUUUAGUCACCAAGCGUGAGGCUGAGGGAAAGACAACCCAGCUCAGCAUCGAUGGUAAAGUCAUACCAGAGAAGAGGAGGAAGAAAGAACUGAGAAGAUAUCAUGUUCCGCAACUCGAGGAAGAUUGUGAGUGCAACAUGCUUGGAUACAGACAUCUGCUAAAUGUGUUUGAAGUCGUUCGUACUAGCGACUGUGGUGUGGUUGCUUUAACACCGCCAUCAUCGAGCUCGAAGAUUGUUUUCAUCAACAACCUCCCUUGGCUGAACUUCCGAGAAAGUUUCACUAGCCUGAGUGAGUUUGGUCUCAGCAUAGCCGUCAUAUAUCAAUACUGA